AUGGCUCGUAACGGUUCUCCUCUCGGACGCAUGCUCACAGUCAUCGAUUGUCCAAACUCGUCUUUACGCUUCCUCAUUCUCGAUUGUCCAACUGAAUCAACCUUGGAUUUCUACAUGGAGGAAUUUAUGCGACUUAAUGUUGUGGCUGUAGUGCGAUGCUGUCAACCCACUUACAGUGCAACUCGUUUGACUGAUAGAAACAUACAAGUAUUAGAUCUUCCAUUCAAGGAUGGUGGUGUGCCUCCGCCGCAGGUCGUGCGUGAGUGGUUACAAUUAGUAGAAAACUACAAACAAAUAGCUGAAACGGCAAAAGAAGAGGGCACUGCUGCCCCAACAAUCGCUGUUCAUUGUGUCGCAGGAUUGGGUAGAGCUCCUGCUCUAGUAGCUAUUGCUCUUAUUGAAAUGGGCAUGAAACCAUUGGAUGCUAUCGAAUUUAUCAGAGGAAAGCGACGAGGGGCAUUUAAUAAACCACAAAUAGCAUAUCUGGACUCUUACAAGCGAACAUUAAAGCCCAAAUCAACUAGUUCCAACUAUUCACUUCGGUCCUCUCUCGGUCGCAUGUUCAAACUAGGCGGCACCAACAACAAGCCUAGUCCUCCUCCUUCCACCGCAGGAAGCACUUUAUCCCAAUUGACGUGA
Messenger RNA from Mucor velutinosus, 639 nucleotides. RefSeq lists its product as uncharacterized. The record is from RefSeq and is a predicted model, not a curated record. Gene Ontology annotation, molecular function: protein tyrosine phosphatase activity. The transcript is spliced from 3 exons. Gene Ontology annotation, biological process: protein dephosphorylation. Bases 1 to 639 code for a protein of 212 amino acids. Lineage: Eukaryota; Fungi; Mucoromycota; Mucoromycetes; Mucorales; Mucoraceae. Gene Ontology annotation, cellular component: cytoplasm; nucleus.